AUGCCAAGAAACGGAAAAAACGCACGUGGUUCAGCUGACGGUAAACAGCCAAACAAACAAUCAGCUAAACAAUCGGGAAACGGUAAAACAUCUGAUUUAUUUAGCACGGACUCAAAUGGCGAUGAACAAAAGAAGCAGCCGUUAGCAAACCAAACAAACCAAACAAAGCCUAAUGAUAACAUUAAAACUAGCUGUAAUAAUAAAACACCAGAUGAUGAAAAAACUCGAGGGGUCGCCAAAACCGAGGAUAAUAGUCAAGACUCAUCGGCUAACCCACAAACUCACGAAAACGCCCAUGCAACCACCGAAGUUGAGACGCAGCCAAGUAGCAAAAAAUUCGCAGCAACAAGGCAAGAAAUAUGCAACCAAGCAGACUUAACCGUUAAAGAUAAUGAAAAAGCUAGCUCUCAUAAAAGACCGAGACAAGCCGAUGUCAAU
Messenger RNA from Lottia gigantea (owl limpet), 438 nucleotides. RefSeq lists its product as hypothetical. Lineage: Eukaryota; Metazoa; Mollusca; Gastropoda; Lottiidae. The transcript has a single exon. The annotation marks the transcript as partial. The record is from RefSeq and is a predicted model, not a curated record.